AUGCCAAGAUUACAGCAGUAUGAUUACAUCUUCGCCAUUGGUACAUUGUUUGCUAUGCUUGACGCAUACAACAAUGGUGCAAACGAUGUAGCGAACUCAUGGGCCACCUCUGUAUCCUCCCGUUCCGUCUCAUACCGACAAGCAAUGAUUCUCGGUACGAUUUUCGAAAUGGUCGGUGCUAUCGCUGUCGGUGCCAGAACUGCGGAUACCAUCAAAAAUGGUAUCAUCCCCAACUCCGCUUUCAGAGGUGAUGCCGGUGUACAAUUACUAGCCUUCACCUGUGCGCUCGCCGCCGCCUCAUCAUGGGUCAUGUGGUGCACACGACACUCCGCCCACGUCUCUUCCACCUACUCUCUCGUGUCUGCCGUUGCUGGUGUUGGCGUUGCCACCGUCGGUGCAUCUAAAGUACAAUGGGGUUGGAAUGGCGGUAAAGGUUUAGGAGCAAUCUUCGCUGGUCUCGGUAUGGCUCCUGCUAUUUCAGCCGCAUUCGGUGCCAUCAUCUUCAUGCUUAUCAAACUGGUCGUACACGUCCGACGAAAUCCCGUCCGAUGGGCUGUAUGGAGUUCACCAUUCUUCUUCCUCGUCGCCGCUACCAUCUGUACCCUCUCCAUCGUCUACAAGGGAUCUCCAUCUCUCGGUCUCGCCAAGAAACCCAAGUGGUAUAUCGUUUCCGUCACUUUGGGUACAGGUUUUGGUGUCUGCCUACUCUCCGCCCUUUUCUUCGUCCCCUUUGUUCACGCCAAGGUCAUCAAGAAGGACUACACUUUGAGAUGGUACCACGUCUUCCUUGGUCCAGCUCUCUUCUCACGACCUGCUCCUCCCGAUGCUGACAAAGCCGUGGUACCCAACUAUGCCGUUGUUCAAGAAGAUGAGGAGGAAGAGAAGAGAAACUAUGAAAAUCCUGAAACCAAAGUAGACAUUGGAUCUCCAGCUAUGACCCCUGCUACCCCAUUUACCCUUAACAAAGGCGGCGAUCAAACUUCAAGUGAAUCUCAACAACCUUCAUACAAGGAACUCAUGGCUCAAUCCGAAGCUCGGUUCCACGCCAGACUCAGAGAACACCGAGGACCCCUCGGAUGGGCUAUGCGAACUCUCCAUGAAAACCCCAUGGGAGCCGGUCAAAUCUACGAAGUGAAGAACAUGAAGAUCCUUGCUAAGCGAAUCCCAGCUAUGAUUGUUUGUGGUGCAUUGUACGGUGUUAAUUACGAUAUUCACGCUGCUCAAUCAGGUGUCCAUGGUACUCCAGAAGGUGAACGAAUGGCUGCCGUAUACGCUCACGCUCCUAAAUACCCCAACGAAGUGGAACACACCUACUCUUUCAUCCAAGUUCUCACUGCUUGUACUGCCUCUUUCGCACAUGGUGCCAACGAUAUCGGUAACUCUGUCGGUCCAUGGGCCGUCAUCUACUCCGCUUGGAACACUGGGGAUGCCGCCGGGUCGAAACUUCCCGUACCAGUUUGGCAACUCGCUGUUCUUUCCGGUAUGAUCUCGAUCGGUCUCAUCACUUACGGUUACAACAUCAUGAAGGUUAUGGGUAAUAAGAUCACCUACCACUCUCCCUCCAGAGGAUGUUCGAUGGAGAUGGGUGCUGCUCUCACUGUGCUCAUCUUCUCUCAAUACUCCCUUCCCGUAUCUACCUCGAUGUGUAUCACUGGUGCUACCGUCGGUGUGGGAUUGUGUAACGGUACUUGGAGAGCAGUCAACUGGCAACGAGUAGGCUUAUUGCUAUUGGCUUGGAUCUUGACUAUCCCUAUUGCUGGUACAUUAGGUGGUUGUUUGAUGGGUAUCCUCCUCAAUACCCCUCAUUUCAGCUAA
Messenger RNA from Kwoniella botswanensis, 1815 nucleotides. RefSeq lists its product as uncharacterized. The transcript has 2 exons. Lineage: Eukaryota; Fungi; Basidiomycota; Tremellomycetes; Tremellales; Cryptococcaceae. The record is from RefSeq and is a predicted model, not a curated record. The coding region runs from base 1 to 1815 and encodes 604 amino acids. Gene Ontology annotation, cellular component: membrane. Gene Ontology annotation, biological process: phosphate ion transmembrane transport.